AGCGACAUACGUUAUCUUAAACUAUGUGACUGAAAUACACAUAAACAUCUCAUUUUGAGACAUACACUCUAGACUUACGAAUGAGGUCUGUGAAUCUACUAACUGGUUCACUUUGGUCUGUCUUAUUACCUGGAAGGAGUCUCUGCUUUAUAUGUAAUUAUGGCUCGUUUAAAUUGUCAGCACUUAAUCCUGUAACAAACGUUGGAAUACUCCAACUCCGCUUCGUCGUCCCCGUUUACCAUACUCAUCGUCCGGCGAACUGUGAGGGAGCGCACCCAGGCAUCCAUGGGCUCUGUGUUGCUAUCUCGCCGCUGUUGUGAUUGUGGCGUCUGUCCCUGCCGAGAGGAGCUUUCUGCCGAGAGGAGCUUUCUGCCGAGAGGAGCUUUCUGCCGCUGAGUAUGCCGGCCGGGGCUGCCUGGCUAUCGGCUCAUUUCUUCUCUUUGGGGUGCGCAGUCGCUGUGUGACAUGCUGAGCGUGGACUCAUUACAGGUGGCCGAGGAGGAGGUGGUGGAGUCCAGCUCCAACAAACUCUCUGACAUCUACACUUUUGUGGCCAAAGGCAGCCUCCCGCAGACGAUGAAUCCUUUACAGAAGAAGAAUUUCAAAAGAUACGCCCAGAAGUUCAUCUUUGAUGAUGGAAAAUUGUAUUAUGUGGGACCCAAAAAGGAUGAGAAAAGGGAAGUGGUGAUCGAGGCUGAGAGGAAGAGGCAGAUUUUCCUCGACUGCCACUUCAAUGACAUCGGCCAUCACCAGGGCCAGAAGAAGACCGUCCACAGGAUCCAGAGCAAGUACUACUGGCUGGGCAUCAUCAAGGACGUAGUGGACUGGAUCAAACUGUGUGAGACCUGCCAACAAACGGAGAGGAACAAGAACCUGGCCAGGACCGUUCGGCCCAUUAAAGUGGACGCGCCCUGGGAUAUAGUUGGGAUAGAUGUCAUAGGGCCCUUGACUGAAAGCCAGCAUGGCAACAAAAGUGUGAUACUAUUCAUAGAUUAUUUUAGUAAAUGGCCAGAGGCUUUCCCCACGCAAACAGCAGACCCGCCGUCAGUGGCCAGGUGUAUCUCGAAGUGUGUGUACAGGUUCGGAGCCCCUAAAACAAUAGUGUGCGCUCAGACUCCAGAGUUCUGUGAAGAGGUGUCAAAAUUACUGUGUGAGAAGUGGAGCUUGGUGCAGAGAGUGUCUCCUCUGGAUCAACCUCAGCUCAACCCGCUGCACGACUGCACGGCGCCGCUGCUGAAGGAGGCCGUGGUGCAGAUGGUGACGGAGAAGCAGGGCGACUGGGACAACUUUCUGGACCCGGUGCUCUUUUUCUUCCGGACCUCGGCCAACCCGACCACCAAGUUCACCCCGUAUUCACUCAUGUAUAACCGCAAGGCCAAUUUUCCCAACGAGACCACACAGACCCUCCUGAGUUAUGACGACCAAGAGCAGGAUGCUUGCAAAGAGAAAGCUUCUACAUAUAUGGACAUAAUGCAGGCGCAACAGAAUGCUGUCAAACAGAUGGUAAUAGCCAACAUGAACGUGGCCUACAAGCAGGAGAAGAAGAAGAACGCCAAGCGCAGAACCCAGAACACGCCCCCCACCACAUUAAAAAUGAGCCCCUACAUUAAAACGGAGCCCCUGUUCGGCGUGGUGGACUCGCCCCCGGCCAAAAAGGUCAAAGAGAGCUUGUAUUUGUCGUUUCCCGUGGAUACGGUGCUGGCCACCCAGCAGAACAGCUCUGAGGACGUAAAGGCUGAGCUCAGGUACCACUUGGCUGAGCCUGAUGUCCACUGAGGAGGAUGACUCGGCAGAAAUACGACGCAUCAGCAGGGACUCAACGCAACUCAGGGCUGCCUGGAAUCUUGGGCAGAAGGUCAAAAGUCGACGUCAACAAGCAGUGGAAAGCGACCAAGAUGAACGCUGAGAUGCACUUGCAGUGCCUUGCAAAAAAUAAAAAUAAAAAAACAUCACUUCUUCA
Molecule: messenger RNA, 1960 nt
Organism: Poeciliopsis prolifica (blackstripe livebearer)
Lineage: Eukaryota; Metazoa; Chordata; Actinopteri; Cyprinodontiformes; Poeciliidae
Exons: 8
Coding region: 466-1776 (436 amino acids)
Biological process (GO): DNA integration
Molecular function (GO): nucleic acid binding
Source: RefSeq, a predicted model, not a curated record